This is a messenger RNA of Babesia sp. Xinjiang, 1215 nucleotides long. RefSeq names its product DNA-directed RNA polymerase II subunit rpb3 (gene polr2c). Gene Ontology annotation, biological process: DNA-templated transcription. Bases 1 to 1215 code for a protein of 404 amino acids. Gene Ontology annotation, molecular function: DNA-directed RNA polymerase activity; DNA binding; protein dimerization activity. The record is from RefSeq and is a predicted model, not a curated record. The transcript has a single exon. NCBI's taxonomy places the organism in Eukaryota, Apicomplexa, Aconoidasida, Piroplasmida, Babesiidae. Gene Ontology annotation, cellular component: RNA polymerase II, core complex.
AUGGAGUGGACUACGCGGCAUCUAAGGCCGUCUAUUGAUAUCGUCAGCCUCUCUAGUAACAAAAUGUCGUUUAUACUUCUCAAUGCUGACGUAUCAACGGCCAACGCAUUGCGACGUAUCAUGCUCAGUGAGAUCCCAGCCCUGGCUAUAGAAGUGGUUACUGUAUUGGAGAAUACAUCAGUUUUACACGACGAAUAUAUCGCACACAGACUUGGUCUAUUACCUAUAGAUUCUAGGAAUGCAUCAAGUUUUGAAUACAGGGACAAGUGCAACUGCAGUGACAAGUGUUCAAGAUGUACCGUGGAGUACGCUUUAGACGUAAAAUGCCACGGAGAGAAUCGGAUAGUCACCCAUUAUGACAUUAAAGUCGAUAGCUGGGAGGGAGCGAGAGGAGCUGCUGGAGCGCCAAUGCCUGUACCAAGGCCAAGUGUAGACACGUUUGGCCACAGUUAUGGCACCUUGCCAAUGCAUAAUGCAACCGGUCCUACAGUCAGUACCCUUAACGAACAGAGUUGGAUGCCAACAUUCCCGUCCUCCCCUCAACCCACAAGUCUAGGGACACCAGCCGGUAGUACACAGUAUCAGAGUAGUACCUAUGGCCGAAGCUACGACAAUGAUUUUGAUGACACUGAAGCGCCCGCUGGCGGCAUACCGAUAGUGAAGCUGAAACGUGGGCAAUCUGUCAGUAUGAAGAUGACAGCUACUAAGGGUAUGGGAAAGUUCCAUGCUAAAUGGAUGGUUGCUAAUGUCGCAUACAAAAUGGAGCCUGUGAUCACUAUAAACAAGCAGGAGGCUGAUAAACUGACGGUUAAUGAGAAGACGCAGAUUGUACAGAGCUGUCCGCGUCAAGUAUUUAAACUUACUACGGCUGAAAAUAUGUUCUCGACAGCAGGCAAAUCUGACCUCGCCGUCGACAAUAACCUCAACUGUAUAUAUUGUGAUGAAUGUCUCAACCAGGUACGGGAAAUGGGUCUUCGUGAUCUUAUAAGGGUACAACCUGACGAAACAAAAUUCCAUUUCACUGUGGAAUCUAAUGGAGCUAUCCCUCCAGAGAAGAUCUUGGAGAUAUGUUUGGACACUUUGGAGGACAAACUUGCAGCAUUGCAGCAACAGUUCUUGGAAGCUCAGGCACGUAGUUUAGGCACUAAGUCACAGUCGGGCACCAGACCUGGAGGUCCGCAGCAUCCAAGUACUUCGGUUAUUGAUUUGGAUUGA